Messenger RNA from Vigna umbellata (rice bean), 1770 nucleotides. The record is from RefSeq and is a predicted model, not a curated record. Lineage: Eukaryota; Viridiplantae; Streptophyta; Magnoliopsida; Fabales; Fabaceae.
CACACAUAGAAAUCAACCCAGCUUGCAAAAUUUGUUGCUUUAUGAAACACACUUUGAGAUCAACAUGCAACCUUCUUCACCAUAAAACCAAAGCUCCAGCCUUGUUUUAUCCUAACUUGAAAGAAACACACCUCUCUAAUUUCUUCACAUGGCUUCCCACAACCUCAAAAUCCAUGAACAGUGCACUGUUGCGCCUCCCUCUGCACCCCAAACAUCCCUCCCUCUCGUAUUUUUCGACCUGUUCUGGCUCAGGUUUCAUCCUGUAGAACGCAUCUUCUUCUAUUCCCUCCCUGUAACCCAUUCAAACCCAUCCAUUUUCUUCGCCCAAGUUGUUCCGAAGCUCAAAAAUUCACUCUCUCACACCCUCCAACACUUUUCCCCUCUCGCCGGCAACGUCCUGUGGCCCCAUGGUUCUUCAAACCCCGUCGUUCAGUACAACCCAGGCGACGCUGUUUCAGUGGUGCUUGCAGAAUCCGAAGCCGACUUCGACCACGCGUUGGACAACGCACCUAAAGACGCAUCAGAGUCACGUUGUUUGGUGCCCCACUUGGAAUCUUCGGAUUCUCAUGCCUCUGUUAUGGCUCUCCAAAUCACUCUGUUCCCUAAUAGAGGGUUCGCCAUAGGAAUCACCACCCACCACGCCGUCCUUGACGGAAAAUCUUCAACUCUUUUCAUCAAAGCCUGGGCUUCUCUGUGUAAAACCAAUGAUGAUUACUCUGAGUCAUCACCAUCCUUGGCUCCAGAAUUGGAGCCGUUCUUUGACAGAACAGUCAUCAAAAGCCCAAGUGAGUUAGGGUUCGACUUAGAAAUCGAUUUGGCUGAGAUGUUAACCAAAUUGUUCCCAAGUGAAAACAGCGACGGAAGAUGCUUGAAGCUUCUACCUUUCCCUCCAAGAUUGGAAGAACAUGUUCGAGGGACAUUCGUGCUCACGGGACCUGAUUUGGAGAGAAUAAAGAAUAGGGUGCUGUCCAAGUGGGACAGUGUAGACAUAGUUGAAGCAGAAUCAAACUCAAAACCAACCAAACUGUCAACUUUUGUUCUAACUUGCGCUUAUACUUUUGUUUGCAUUGCCAAGGCCUGGCACAGAGUUGAAAAGGAGAAAAAUAAGUUUGCUAGUGGGUUUACUAUGGAUUGCAGGGCCAGGUUGGAGCCUCCAAUUCCUGAAAACUACUUUGGGAACUGUGUGUGGGGGAGUAUGGUGGAUGCGAAGCCAUCGGCAUUUCUAGAGGAAGAAGGGUUGGUUAAUAUUGCGAAAAGUACUCAUAGUAAAAUAAAAGAGAUGCUAGAUAAGGGUGUUUUUCAUGGGAUAGGUAAUGCGGCUCCUAGAUAUGCAGCUUUGGCAAAGGAGGGAGUUGAACUCUUUGGAAUUGCAGGGUCUAACCGUUUUGGGGUUUAUGAGAAUGAUUUUGGUUGGGGAAAGCCUUCAAAGGUGGAGAUAGCAUCGGUGGAUAGAGCCAUAACAAUUGGAUUGGCAGAAAACAGAGAUGAGAAAGUCGGUGUUGAAAUUGGGAUUGUUCUGAAGAGACCAGUGAUGGAACUGUUUGCCACUUUGUUUCGUGGAGGGUUGUCAGAUGAGUGAUUAACACUGGAAUGGAACAUGUCAUUUUUUCAUCACAAAACCAAAUGUCUUGUGCAUUUGCUACAAAAAAUAUCUUUGGUUUUCUUAUUAAAUGAUAGACAUGAAGAAGGUGAAUACAUGGAUUUCCGGAGAUAGAGAGGAGAUACUAGUUGUUCUUUAUUUAAAAUAGAAGUAGUUGUUCUUAAUUUAAA